CCCAAAUAUGAAAGGGCAUAUGCUUUUUCAUGGAUCCUUGUUGGUUGGUUUCUCUAUAUCCACCCACACAUGUUGCCCCACAGCAAACUCAAGCACCACUGAUCCAUUUUCAUCCAAAGGAACAACAGCAACAACAAGAACCAGAAGCUUCUUGAAUGGCAACUACAAGAGCUGCGUUCAUAUUCAGCCUCUCUUCACUCACUCAACCAUCCACCCCAAAACCCAAAACCCAUCUCACAUUCCCACCAUUCCACCUCAAAUCCCACUCAGUUUCAUCUUUUUACAACAACCCAAGAACCCAUUUCAAUCCACUACCAAAGUCCAUCGACGUCUCAAAAGAAGACCAACCCAUUUCAGAACAGCAACCAGAAGCAGAGCAGCAGCAGGAGGAGGAGGAGAAGUUUGACAAGAGGAGGCUUGAGGAGAAGUUUGCUGUGUUGAAUACUGGGAUAUAUGAGUGCAGGUCUUGUGGGUACAAGUAUAAUGAAGCUGUAGGGGACCCUUCUUAUCCUAUUCCUCCUGGUUUGCCAUUUGAUAGGCUCCCGGAAGAUUGGAGGUGUCCGACUUGUGGUGCUGCAAAGAGUUUCUUUGAUAGUAAGAGCGUGGAGAUUGCGGGGUUUGCUCAGAAUCAGCAGUAUGGUUUAGGUGGUGACAGAUUGUCCGUUGAUAAUUUAUGGAAGCUCACAUUAACACAAAAUGUGAGCCCAAAAGGGAUGGAUAAUUAUUCAAAACCAACUAAAGUUGGAGGAUUAGCAGUGGGUAAUUUGUCCCUUGCAAUUCAUCUUCAUCCAUCAAGAACUUGUUAAAAGUGAGAGUAGAACAGAGUGGUACCCAUAUAAUUUUCGUGAAAGGAGAAACUAAAUUCCUCAGUCACAUUUAGAGAAUGAAGGCCAAAGUCAUCGUCACGAGACUGAACAUGGUAUUUCAAUUUACCAGAGUUGUUUGGGAGGUUAUUACGAAUGACAACAGUUACUUUUGGGUUAAAGUUGAUGCCAUUUGUCAAGUGUAUGUAGUUCAUGGAUAACAAGAAGAACAUGGAAAAGAGGAAUUUUGAAUCAUGAGGAGAACUCAUUCUUAUAAAUGUAUUAUUACUUUUAUUUAUUGAUUCUGGAAGACGAGUAUACAAAACCUAUAUAUACAAAUUAAUAUUCCACCUAAACUUCUAAUUAAGCUACCAA
Capsicum annuum is the source of this 1178-nucleotide messenger RNA. RefSeq lists its product as uncharacterized. Gene Ontology annotation, cellular component: chloroplast. The transcript is spliced from 3 exons. Lineage: Eukaryota; Viridiplantae; Streptophyta; Magnoliopsida; Solanales; Solanaceae. Gene Ontology annotation, biological process: alkane catabolic process. Bases 156 to 806 code for a protein of 216 amino acids. The record is from RefSeq and is a predicted model, not a curated record. Gene Ontology annotation, molecular function: electron transfer activity; iron ion binding.